This is a messenger RNA of Colletotrichum siamense, 1701 nucleotides long. Its product is annotated as Maltose permease MAL31. NCBI's taxonomy places the organism in Eukaryota, Fungi, Ascomycota, Sordariomycetes, Glomerellales, Glomerellaceae. Gene Ontology annotation, cellular component: membrane. Gene Ontology annotation, biological process: transmembrane transport; carbohydrate transport. The record is from RefSeq and is a predicted model, not a curated record. The transcript is spliced from 9 exons. Gene Ontology annotation, molecular function: carbohydrate:proton symporter activity. The coding region runs from base 1 to 1701 and encodes 566 amino acids.
AUGGCUACCAAGGGUGAUCACGAGGUUCAACACCUUCGCAAAGCAGCCGAGAAUGAGGUCGAGGAGAAGUUGGGCCAGUCGGCCAUCUUUGAGGCGAAGCAAGCCUCUGAUGAUGAGCACGCACAGACUUUGAUGCAAGCCCUGUCCCAGAACCGAAAGGCAGUGUUUUGGUCCGUCAUGAUUUCUAUGUCUAUCGUCAUGGAAGGAUACGAUGUCAUUCUGAUCAACAAUUUCUUUGCAUACCCCGAAUUUCAGAAGAAAUAUGGCAGCUGGUAUGGCGAUGCGAUCGGCUACCAGGUCUCUGGGCCGUGGCAAACUGGUUUGACCAUGGCUGCCACAACCGGUGCCAUCUUCGGCGGUCUCAUGAACGGCUUUUUCGCAUCCAAGUAUGGCUACCGCUGGGUCAUGAUCGUCGCAAUGGGAUUCCUCAACUGCUUCAUCUUUGUUGUCUUCUUCGCUCAUUCUGCCGCCAUGCUCCUCGUCGGACAGAUUCUUUGCGGCUUUUCGUGGGGCGUGUUUGCCACACUCAGUCCAGCAUACGGUAGGCCUCCAUCUUCAGACUCCAGUCUUCUUGAUCCACUGCUCAUUAGGGAUUUCUCAGCUUCUGAGGUCUGUCCGACGAACCUUAGAGGAUACAUGACUACCUACGUCAAUCUUUGUUGGGCGACGGGCCAGCUUAUUGCCGCCGGCGUACUUCGUGGCUGUCUCAGUAUUGAGGGUGAGAUGGCGUACAGGAUCCCCUUUGCAAUCCAAUGGUUGUGGCCAAUUCCUUUGAUGGUCAUCUCAUACCUCGCCCCCGAAAGCCCCUGGUUUCUCGUCCGUAAAGACCGACUCGAUGAAGCUCGUCGAUCAAUCGAAAGACUCAGCGGCGACAAGACUCAAGACCAAAUCAAUGCUCAAUUGGCCAUGAUGGUCCAUACUACCAAGGUUGAAGCUGGUGUCACGAGUGGCGUCUCAUACAAGGACUGCUUCAAGGGUGUCGACCUCCGACGUACGGAAAUCUGCUGCAUCGCCUUCGCUGGACAAGUCAUGUCUGGCAGCAGCUUUGCAUACACCCCGACGUAUUUCUUCACGACCGCCGGCAUGAACACGGCCAAUGCUUUUGAAUUGAGUCUUGGUGCGAAGGGAAUGGCUUUUAUCGGUACCUGCCUUUCCUGGUGGCUCAUCACUCAUUGGGGCCGUCGCCAGAUAUAUGUUACCGGCAUGGGUAUUCUGACGGUGAUACUGUUCAUCAUCGGUAUUCUCGACGUUUCUGCUGGCAAGAAAGGCUUAUGGCCGUCUGGUGGCUUGUGUGUUUUCUGGCUCUUCAUCUACUCCCUUACCAUUGGUCCGAUCACUUACAGCGUAAUCAGCGAGACUUCCUCAGUCCGCCUUCGGCCGUUGACUGUCGUUCUGUCUCGAAACGCGUAUCAACUAGUAAAUAUCGUUUCGCAGGUCUUACAGACUUACAUGAUGAACCCCACAGAGUGGAACUUGCGCGGGAAGGCUGGGUUCUUCUGGGCCGCCACCGCUUGCACUAUCUUCGUUUGGUCCUUCUUCCGUCUACCUGAGGCUAAGGGACGGACAUAUGAGGAGCUGGACAUUCUCUUUGCACGUGGCGUCCCGGCCAGAGAGUUCUCCAAGACUCAUGUGGAUGCAUAUGCGUCCUCCAGCCAGGUUGAGGAUGUUCACCAUGCGACCCCGCCGAAGGAAGACUUAUGA